ACUGUCAACUGCCUACAAAGGUUGUUAUUGUUGAGGGCUGGAAGAAUAAUCUGGAAUUAACAGUUUUUAUUUUGUUUUCAAGAAAAAAGUGGGUAUUCUUUCUAAACAUGACAUCAACAGGACCUCUGAAAGCUAUGUUUGAAAACAUGCAGGCGAAGACGGACAAAGCGAUAAAGAAGUCGAAAUCCCAGGAUGAUGCUCCCGUCGCUCCUCCGGACGGUCACCGGGAGGCGGGCGACGCUCUCAGUGGCGGCGAUGCGAAGCACAAGGGAUCAGGGAAAUCCGCGAAGAGACUGUCGGUGGAGAGAAUCUACCAGAAGAAAACACAGCUAGAGCACAUCCUGCUUCGACCAGACACCUACAUUGGCUCUGUUGAAUCUGUCACUCAGAUGAUGUGGGUUAUGGAUGAGGACCAAGAAAAUAUGAUUCAGCGAGAAAUCACCUUCGUCCCUGGACUCUACAAAAUAUUUGACGAAAUUCUCGUGAAUGCCGCUGACAACAAACAAAGAGAUCCUGGUAUGAACUGUAUCAAGAUCGAUAUAGAUUCAGAGAACAACAAGAUAAAGAUCUGGAACAACGGUAAAGGAAUCCCGGUCGUUGAACACAAGACGGAGAAGAUGUUCGUUCCCACGAUGAUCUUCGGUCACCUGCUCACCUCUAGCAACUACGACGACACUGAGCGCAAAGUUACAGGUGGAAGAAAUGGAUAUGGUGCAAAACUGUGUAAUAUCUUCAGCACCAAGUUCAUUGUGGAGACCUCCUGCAAGGAAUACCACAAGUGCUUCAAGCAGACGUGGAUUGACAACAUGAGUAAGACGAAAGACCCGACCAUCGGCGACAGUAAGGAGCACGAUUUCACGUCGGUGACGUUCUUCCCCGACCUGACCAAGUUCAAGAUGGCGUCACUCAACAAGGACACGGUGGCGCUGUUCUCGCGCAGAGCCUACGACAUCGCCGCCACGUCGAAAGGGGUCAAGGUCUUCCUCAACGGAAAGAAAAUACCGGUGAAAAAUUUCAAAGAUUAUGUUGACCUUUACAUAAAGAAUAAAAACGACGAAGCUGGUGCCCCGCUGAAACUUGUACACGAGAACCCCAACGAUCGAUGGGAGGUUGCUGUUACCCUUAGCGAUAAGGGAUUCCAACAGGCCAGUUUUGUCAACAGUAUUGCAACCACAAAGGGUGGUCGGCAUGUGGAUUACGUUACGGACCAGCUUGUCACCAAGCUGAUAGACAUCGUCAAGAGGAAGAACAAAGGUGGAAUCAACAUUAAACCAUUCCAGGUUAAAAGCCACAUGUGGAUAUUUGUGAACUGCCUGGUGGAGAAUCCAACCUUCGACUCGCAGACUAAAGAAAACAUGACGUUACAAGCGAAAAGUUUUGGCUCAAGAUGUCAACUUAGUGAGAAAUUCAUUACACAGGUCAGCAAGUGCGGGAUCAUCGAGAGCAUCUUGAGCUGGAUGAAGUUCAAGGCACAAGCUCAGCUCAACAAGAAGUGCCAUGCGUCGAAGCACUCCAAGCUGAGGGGAAUCCCCAAACUGGACGACGCGAACGACGCGGGCACGAAGAAUUCCCUCUCCUGCACGCUGAUCCUCACCGAGGGCGACUCAGCCAAAACGCUGGCCGUUGCGGGGCUCGGGAUUGUGGGCCGCGAUCGCUACGGAGUGUUCCCGCUCAGGGGGAAAGUCCUCAACGUGCGGGAAGCCAGCCACAAGCAGAUCAUGGACAACGCGGAGAUCAACAACAUCGUGAAGAUCAUGGGGCUGCAGUUCAAGGAGAAGUAUGACUCACCCGAUUCGAUCCGCUCCCUGCGAUAUGGCAAGAUCAUGAUCAUGACAGACCAGGACCAGGAUGGGUCGCACAUCAAGGGUCUGCUCAUCAACUUCAUACACCACUUCUGGCCCAACCUCCUCAAGCAUAACGUCGUCGAACAGUUCAUCACGCCUAUUGUCAAGGUGUCGAAGAGUAAAACGGAACAUUCUUUCUACAGCAUGCCCGAGUUUGAGGAGUGGAAAAACAACACGGACAACUGGCACACGUGGAAAGUAAAGUACUACAAAGGUUUGGGGACGAGCACGGCGAAGGAGGCGAAGGAGUACUUCUCGGACAUGGAGCGACACCGCAUCCUGUUCAAGUACGCGGGGGCCGAGGACGACUCGUCCAUACAGCUGGCCUUCAGCAAGAAGAAGAUCGAGGAGCGCAAGGAGUGGCUCACCAACUGGAUGGAGGACCGGAAACGGCGCUCCGAGAUGGGACUGCCCGAGCUCUAUCUGUACGGGAAAGACACAAAGCGAGUCGUCUUCAAUGAGUUCAUCAACCGCGAGCUGAUUCUGUUCAGCAACAUGGACAACGUGCGGUCGAUUCCGUCACUCGUCGACGGCUUCAAGCCGGGUCAGCGCAAGGUCAUCUUCGCCUGCUUCAAGCGGAACCUUGUCAAGGAGAUCAAGGUUGCGCAGCUCGCUGGCUCUGUCUCUGAGAUUGCAGCCUAUCACCACGGAGAGGUAUCUUUGAUGGGAACAAUCAUCAACUUGGCUCAGAACUUUGUUGGUUCCAAUAACUUGAAUCUGCUGCUUCCCAUUGGUCAGUUUGGCACUCGUCUACAUGGCGGCAAGGAUGCAGCCAGUCCCAGAUACAUUUUCACCAGUCUGAGCAAACUGGCUCGCCUGGUGUUCAACAUCCACGACGACCCGCUGUUGAAGGCGAAUUACGACGACAGCCUGCGCGUGGAGCCCGAAUGGUACUGCCCGAUAUUACCCAUGGUGCUCGUCAACGGGGCCGAGGGGAUCGGCACAGGAUGGAGUACGAAGAUUCCCAACUUCGAUGUCCGCGAGAUCGUCGCCAAUCUGAAGAGACUGCUCGAUGGACUGGACGCACUGCCGAUGAUAACGUCAUACAAGAACUUCAAGGGCACGAUAGAGGAGCUGUCCGAGAACCGCUACGUGGUCAGCGGCGAGAUCUCCAUCAUCGACGACAACACCCUUGAGAUCUCUGAGCUGCCCAUCCGUUCGUGGACGCAGAACUACAAGGAGGAAGUGCUUGAACCCAUGCUGCACGGCACCGACAAAACACCCUCCAUGAUCACGGACUACAAGGAGUACCACACGGACACGACAGUCAAGUUUACAGUGAAGAUGGACUCCGACAAGCUGACGGCCGCCGAACAUUCCGGUUUACACAAAGUGUUCAAGCUGCAGACCACCAUCUCAACCAACAGCAUGGUUCUGUUUGACCACAACGGGUGUAUCCGGCGGUUCCAGGCUGUGGAGGAGAUUCUGAAGGAAUUCUACGAGGUCCGUCUCGACAUGUACAAGAAGAGAAAGGCCUACCUCGACGGGAUGCUGGCUGCCGAGUCGCUCAAACUGGACAACAUCGCACGCUUCAUUCUCGAAAAGAUUGAAGGAACCAUUGUCAUUGAAAACAAGACGAAGAAGGACAUCAUUCAGAUGCUGGUGCGGAAAGGUUACGACUCGGACCCCGUCAAGGCGUGGAAAGACUCGCAGGACAAAGAGAAGAACAUGGAUGAUGACGACGAAGCGGACGAUGCCGAGAGUUCGACGGGCGGUGGGCCCGACUUCAACUACAUCCUGAGCAUGCCACUGUGGAACCUCACCAAGGAGAGGAAGGACGAGCUGUGUAAACAGAGGGACGCCAAGGCACGUGAGCUGCAGAUUCUGAGAGGGAAGACGUACUGUGAUUUGUGGAAGGAAGACUUGGAACGGUUUUUGGAAAUGCUCGAUGAAGUUGAACAGCAAGAGAGAGAGGACAACAUCGUGCACCUAAAGUCGAAGGUGGUGAAGGGGAAGUCUGGGAAACCACGGAAGAUUGUCAACGAGGUGAUGCCGUCACCGCUGGGCAUCCGAGUGGAGCCGAGGAUCGACUCGGGGAUGAAAAUCAAAGCGGAGAAAGACGCAGCCCGCAAACUGAAAAAGGGUAAGAAGACUCUGAAGUUUGACGGAGAUGGGGAGAGCCAACCCAUGGAUGUGGACGUGGACGUGGACGUGGACGACAUCAAACAGGAGAAUGGGGACGAUGAACCGAAAAGCCUUGCUGAGCGGAUCGGUGUCACGGUGAAGAAGAUGAUACCGAAAGCAAAGACGGGACCAGCCACAACAAAAGCUCCCAGACCAAAGACUUCCCCGAAGAAGAAGAAGAAGGUGUUCGACUCUGACGUCUCAAUAAGUGGUGCGAGCGACCUCUCGGACGUAGAAAAUGGCGACACCAGCUUUGCCUUCAUUCCUCGGGAACGAGCAGUGCCACGCAGGGCUGCAGCUACAACAAAAGUGAAGUACUUUGAUUCGGAUGACGAGGUAGUUAAAUCUGAAUCAGAACAGUCGUUUAAGCCAGUCGAUUCUGAUGUGGAAAUUGAAAGUAUUAAAGAAAAGCCUGCAGACACCAAGCCCGUUCCCGUCAAACAACCGGACCGAGGAUCGAGUCCCGUGAUCACCGCGGACUUCUCCGAUACCGACAGUGACGCCGAAGCCUUCUCCAUGAAAACCUUCACCACAAACACAGUCUCGCAGCCGUCCAGUAAAUCUAUAACAUUUGAUGACAGCAGUGAUGGUGACAUGUUUGCCUCUAGUAAAAAAGAGCCCGAAAAGCCCAAACUAGUAGAAAAGAAAACGAAAAAGCCGGCAGCAAAGAAAGCUAAAAAAGCCGACCCCAAACAGCCAUCUAUUUCUACCAUGUUCUCGAAGCCCAGUAAACUGACCAAAUUCAAAUCUAGUGCUCAGAUAGAAUUGUCCGAUGAUGACGAUAUAAUUGCCCUCAGUCCAGAGAAAGAAACGAGCACACAGGUGAAGAAACCGAGGAAGAAGACCUGUAAAGAGACCUACCUUUGUUGACUCUGAUGAUUCGGACGGCGGUUUUGUCGCCAAGAAAUCCAAGACGUAUGCAUCAAGUGACGACGACGAUUCGGCUCUUGACAACGGCAACAUUGUCUCAUCGAUGCCCGGCCGCACCACGGGGCGAUCGAGAGCGCCGGUCAAAUACAACUACGACGAAGACGAUGAUGAUGAUGACUUUUGAAUGUGUUAAGAGUCGUUAAUUAAUUAAUGGACGAGCUUGUUCGAAGGACGUGUGAUAUCCAGUGAUAACUGACAGAAAAUACACUCGUUUAGAGUGUUCAAACAAUGUUUGAAAUUGUCGAGUACAGUUUGCAGCUGUCCCAGUGAGAUGACGAAGAAAGAUGGCAGACUUUUGCAGCUGGUUGUUUGAGAAACAAUAGUCAUUGUCAAAGUUUUAUUAUUUAAAUUAGUUUUUUGUCUUGGGGCCGCCUUCCAUUGACGUGAAUUUGUCGAUACAGUGCAUACGUACAUAGACCUUUUCCAUAGAAGCGAUUUCGCAUGUAGACGUUCAACACGCUGAAAAAAGAAGUUGACUGAUUAUUAAUUUAUCAGCACAAGAUGUUUUUCAGUGUGGUGACGUCAUAACUCAAAGUAUUUACUUUCGGCUUAAAAGUACACUUUGAUAGUAUUGGACGUGUGAAAACACAGAUAAGGCAAAGCACAUUUCCGCACAUGGCAUCACAUUGAUGGAAAACGGCCCUUAGACAACGUGAUUUUUAGCAGAAAUGGUUGUUUUUUAAUCUGACAGUUCUCGGUAUGAAAUUAUCGAAUAAUUGUCUAUUUAUCGAAUACUCUUGAAUUAUCGUAAACUUUUUCAAAAAGUUAAAUCAAAUAUUGAAGAAUUUUACACUUGAGUCUUUCUGAAGUAUAGGUUUCAGAGAGGUCUAGAACCAUCUGUAUAGAUCCUACUCAAUCUGAUUGUUAACCCAUGACAGAACCAAAAGAAAGCAGUUCGUGAUGAUGGAAGGGUUGAACAAACAUUGUAAUACAAUAUUUUCAAUAUACAUGCGACACAAAAAUCCAUGUAUAAAUAUCAAAGACAUAUUUAAAGUUCACUAGUAGUUGAUGAGACAUUUAAGAAGUGAUUUUAUUCUUAUUUUUAUCUUUUUUAGUCGUCUGUAUGGCAGUUACCAUUUUCAUAUCAAGCAUGUCGAUUUAAAUAUAUAUGACUUCAUUUCUUAAAACUAUUUCAACCCAAUAUUUUUACAAAAAAACCCCACUGCAAAUUGCUUGAUUGAUAAAAGGUGUCUUGUGAUAUAUGAGUGUAGCUGGUGCAUUAAUUGGACAUCCUUGGGGAAAAAAGUAUUUCUGUUUAUGAACAAUGAAAAAAUAAAACCGACAUAUCAACUAAUUUGGACACACACAUGCAUGCAUACACACAACUACAAUCAACAGGAAAUAUUGGGCAGAAUGCCAGUGAGCUUAUUGUCUUCAUGUGUCAUUUUGGUAGAAAUUUUUUGCUGUUCUAUGAAACACGAAUGCAAAUGCAGUUUGAUAACCAAUAAAUGGUUUACACGUACAGCGAAACCUCUCUAAACUGGACACGCUUGGGCCAAGACAAUUGUCCAGUUAAAAAAGGGAUCUGGUUUAAGGAAGGUUAUGUUCUGUUCUGGUUUUUAAAAAGGGACUCUUAUAAAACGGCUAGUUUUGAGGGAAUUCCGGUUUACAGAGGGUCCGGUCUUGAGAGGUUUCGCUGUAUUUUGAAUGAUCAGACACCUAAUUAAGUUUGUUGUGCGAGGACUGAUGCAAUUUUAUGUCAUUAUGGAAUGAGGAUACAAAUAAUUUGUUGUAGGACUCAAACUUAACGAUGGCACCAACAGGAAUUGCCGUCAUUGAGAUAUAAAUCGUCAUUGUGCGGGAGCAUUACUGAUGACACUUUUGUCGCCAAAUAGAAAUUACUGCUGUCGAUAAACCUUGUCAUUAACGGCAAAAUGUAUACUCUGGUGUACAUUAUCUGCCACUUUGUAACAAUUGUACAUUUGUAAUAUGUCUACAUACUGCAAAAUUACCUUUCAAUGUUUAUUUGGUGCAAAUGUCACUUUAAAAAUAGUCAUAGGCAGGCUCAAAAGUGCCAUCGGUGAACCGUUUCACCCACAUCAAUUGUUUUAAAAUAAAUUGCUGUGCAUAACAAAUACUUAAUUUCGAACCCUGUACUUGUGUAAGAAGACAGUUUAGUUUGAUAUAUUGUGAAAUACAGAGAUUAAUAUGGUAUAUGUUCCACUGAUUUCUCUUGCUAAUAUCACCACAUAACAGAAGUCAUCCUAAAUUUGUGAAUAUCAUUGUACCAUUCAUGUUCCAUAACUUUAUUUUUUGUGUACAUACAUUUUUUUUUUAAUUUGAACUUUUAGUCACUAGUUGGUAGAUAACAUUGUGUUUUUAGAGAACUAUUAUUGUAGAAAUUCUGUGAAAUAUUGACCAAGAUUUGUGUAUUAUUGUGUGCUUAGCUAAGCAGGCAUCGGAAUAAGCUUAGAUUAGUUCGUGGGAACAAAUUCAAUGCACUGAUUUAUGGCAGCUGUAUUGCGAUACGGAGCAGGAUUUAGCUCAGUAGGUUGAGCGCUCGCCUGAGAUGCAUGCAUUGCAGGAUCGAAUCAACUCAGUGGAUCCAUUCAGCUGAUUGGGUUAUUUUUCUUGUUCCAACCAGUGCGCAACAACU
This is a messenger RNA of Gigantopelta aegis, 7494 nucleotides long. Its product is annotated as DNA topoisomerase 2-beta-like. Gene Ontology annotation, biological process: resolution of meiotic recombination intermediates; DNA topological change; sister chromatid segregation. The transcript is spliced from 32 exons. NCBI's taxonomy places the organism in Eukaryota, Metazoa, Mollusca, Gastropoda, Neomphalida, Peltospiridae. Bases 108 to 4838 code for a protein of 1576 amino acids. The record is from RefSeq and is a predicted model, not a curated record. Gene Ontology annotation, molecular function: DNA binding; DNA topoisomerase type II (double strand cut, ATP-hydrolyzing) activity; ATP binding. Gene Ontology annotation, cellular component: nucleus.